Molecule: messenger RNA, 633 nt
Organism: Vicia villosa (hairy vetch)
Lineage: Eukaryota; Viridiplantae; Streptophyta; Magnoliopsida; Fabales; Fabaceae
Exons: 1
Coding region: 1-633 (210 amino acids)
Biological process (GO): DNA integration
Molecular function (GO): nucleic acid binding
Source: RefSeq, a predicted model, not a curated record
AUGCCUGAAACCAUUACAAUUGAUCAAGGAACUGUGUUUACAGGGCGAAAGGUAACAGAGUUUGCUGCGGAGAUUGGGUUCAAAUUAGCGAUAUCGACGCCAUAUAAUGAUCAAGAAAAUGGGCAAGUAGAAGCAACAAACAAAGUCAUCAUAGGUUUGAUCAAAAAACAUGUGGGUCAAAAUCCCAGAAGUUGGCACAUGACCUUAGGCCAAGCAUUAUGGGCAUGUAGGAAUUCUCCAAAAGAAUCGACAAACACAACUUCGUUCAAAUUAGUCAAUGGGCAUGAUGCAGUCUUGCCUUUAGAGGUUCACUUACAGCCAAUAAGGAUACAAAGACAAGCAGAAAUUCCUACUGAGUAUUAUUGGGGUAUGAUGUAUGACACAUUGGUAGAUGUCGAAGAACAUAGGUUGACAUCUUUAGAUGCAAUACUUAGGUUAAAAGAACAAGUGGCAAAGGCUUAUAAUAGAAAGGUGAAUGUAGAGGCAUUCAACUGUGGGGACUUAGUGUGGAAGGUGAUCCUUACAAUGGACAGAAGAGACAGAGUUCUUGGAAAAUGGUCUCCAAAUUGGGAAGGACCAUUUCAAGUGUGUCAUACCCCAAAUUUGCCCACCCGUUUUCAAAAAAUCGUAUAA